AUGUUUGUCUGCCUCCAACACAUCCAUGAGUCUCUGAUCCGCCUGUCCUCUGCCUCUCAGCAGCAGAGUCUGCGUCUCCCCGGCAGCACAAACGUGUCAGCUGGAGGAGUGUCGGCCCUGACUCCUCUGCCACCGGAGCUCCGCGAGCUGCUGCGGCAGCGUCUGGGGGCGCUUGAAACGCAGCUCCUCCGGAAGGUGGCUGAGCUGGAGGAGGAGAAGAGCCAGCUCUACAACGAGACGGCGGCCCACCGCCAACGCACCGAGACCGCUCUCAAUUCCCUCAUGGAGAGGAUCACGGAGCUGGAGAAAAGUAAUAAUGCCUUCAAGUCACCUGAGGACUUCAAGGUGUCCCUCCCUCUUCGUACCAAUUAUCUGUACGGGCGCAUCAAGAAGAGCCUCCCGGAGAUGUACGCCUUCACCGUCUGCAUGUGGCUCAAGUCCAGCGCCAGUCCAGGCAUCGGUACCCCAUUCUCUUAUGGCGUGCCGGGCCAGGCCAACGAGAUCGUUCUCAUCGAGUGGGGGAACAACCCUAUCGAGCUGCUCAUCAACGAUAAGGUGGCCCAGCUCCCUCUGGCAGUGAGUGAUGGGCGCUGGCACCACAUCUGCAUCACCUGGACGACCAGAGACGGCUCCUGGGAGGCUUACCAAGAUGGCGAGCGUCUCGGCACAGGAGACAACCUGGCCCCCUGGCACCCAAUUAAACCUGGAGGGGUGAUCAUCCUGGGCCAGGAACAGGACAUUGUUGGAGGCCGUUUUGAUGCGACCCAAGCCUUUGUGGGUGAGUUGAGCCAGUUCAACAUGUGGGACAGAGUACUGCGGCCCGUGGACAUCGUGGCCCUGGCGAACUGCUCGGCCUACAUGCCCGGAAACGUGGUUCCUUGGAUUGAUGCAAACGUGGAAGUGUUUGGAGGUGCGAGUAAAGCCGCUUUGGAAAUCUGCGAAGAUCGUGCUUUCGAUUCCUAGGGGGACGCCAUAAAAAGGAAUGAGUAUAGUACGGGGACCUGGAAGCUACCCUCACUGUUGCUUUUGUCAAAUCCCAAAGGCAAGGGUGGCAGUGCAGUAAGACUUGGUUUACUGGAUUUACAAAUGCACGUCUGUUUUGUUUCAACGCUGAGGACAUUCCAGGAGACUUCAAAUCAUCAGAGGAAGAAUGCAUCUGUUUGCUGCGAUGAUCAGGCCUGCUGUCAUCUUGUGCGGGUUUUUUAUUUUAUUUUAUUUUUUUUUCAGUAGCUCACCUGUCAUUUGACUUCUCUUUGAAAAUAUUUCUUGUUGGUUGCGUUUCCUACUUUGACAAUGCCGCACUGUUUUCCUUGUUAGUGUGAGCUCAAGCAGGCUUUGAUGUGCUGA
Molecule: messenger RNA, 1347 nt
Organism: Nematolebias whitei (Rio pearlfish)
Lineage: Eukaryota; Metazoa; Chordata; Actinopteri; Cyprinodontiformes; Rivulidae
Product: neuronal pentraxin-2-like
Exons: 4
Coding region: 1-963 (320 amino acids)
Source: RefSeq, a predicted model, not a curated record